CGCAGUAUGGCGGCCGCCUUGCUCCGUUAGCGCCUCGCUAGGCUGCGGGAGAGAGAGGAGCCGCGGUCGGGGCCGCAGCUGGGGUCGCACCUGGCCGCCGACGGUCCGAGCACUGGGCUGUCCCUUCGCCGGGCAGCGCGGACGGUCCGAGCGAGCGCCCCUGAGCCUCGUAACCGAGCAGGGAGUCUCCCCUCCCCCUCGGCCACCCAGCAUGAGCAACAUUUACAUCCAGGAGCCGCCCACGAACGGCAAGGUUUUAUUGAAAACAACAGCUGGUGACAUUGACAUAGAACUAUGGUCAAAAGAGGCUCCCAAAGCAUGUCGAAAUUUCAUUCAACUUUGUAUGGAAGGUUAUUAUGACAACACAAUAUUUCAUAGGGUUGUACCUGGUUUUAUAGUCCAAGGAGGAGAUCCCACUGGUACUGGAACUGGUGGAGAGUCUAUCUAUGGAGCCGCUUUCAAGGAUGAAUUUCACUCACGAUUGCGUUUUAAUCGGAGGGGACUGGUUGCCAUGGCAAAUGCUGGACCUCAUGAUAAUGGCAGCCAAUUUUUCUUUACCUUGGGUCGUGCAGAUGAACUUAACAAUAAACAUACCAUUUUUGGAAAGGUAACAGGAGACACAGUAUACAAUAUGCUGAGAUUAACAGAAGUGGACAUUAAUGAAGAAGAAAGGCCACUUAAUCCACAUAGAAUAAGAAAUUGUGAGGUUUUAUUUAAUCCUUUUGAUGACAUCAUACCAAGAGAGAAUAAGAAGCCAAAAAAGGACAAACCAGAAGAUGAAGUAAAGAAAUUAACAACUAAAGGCACAAAGAAUUUUAGUUUACUUUCAUUUGGAGAAGAAGCUGAAGAGGAAGAAGAAGAAGUAAACCGAGUUAGCCAGAGCAUGAAGGGAAAAAGCAAAAGUAGUCAUGACUUGCUCAAGGAUGAUCCACAUCUCAGUUCAGUUCCAGUUGUUGAAAGUGAAAAGGGCACAGAUUCAAUGACAGGAGAUUCAGAUGAUAAUGAAGAUGAAUGUGAAGAAGAUGAAAAUGAUAGUGAUGAAAAGAAUCUAAUGAAAGAGCGAAUUGCCAAAAAAUUGAAAAAGGAUAGAAGUGAAAAUGUUAAAUCUGCUAAAGAAAUAGAUAAAGAAAUAGAGAAGAAAUCACCUAGCCGCAGUGAGGAGCUCAAGAAAGAAGUCCGACUCCUAAAGCGAGAACUCUUAGCUGCAAAAAGAAAGAAAGAAGAUGACACUUUUGCCAAACAAGCCGAAAAGAGAACGGAAGAGGAAGAUGAUGCUUCAGAUAAUGCUGUUGCUGAAUAUCGAAGAGAAAAGAAAAAAUAUGAAGCUUUAAAGAAGCAACAGCCAAAAAAAGGAUCAUCCCGGGAAGAACAGACACUGGCAUUGUUGAAUCAGUUUAAAUCUAAGCUCACUCAAGCCAUCUCCGAAACUCCUGAAAAUGAAACUUCUGAAACUGAAGUGGAAGAUGAUGAAGGAUGGAUGUCCCAUGUGCUUCAGUUUGAGGAUAAAAGCAGAAAGGUGAAAGAUGCAAGUAUGCAGGACGAAGACACUUUUGAAAUCUAUGAUCCCCGGAAUCCAGUGAAUAAGAGAAGAAGAGAAGAAAGCAAAAAGAUCAUGCGGGAGAAAAAAGAAAGAAGAUAAAAAGAGAAUAUUGCUCACCAUAACUCACUGGAAAAGUGAUGGCAGUCUAAAUGCCCUUAUAAAAAGCCAUUGUUCCCCAAAGCAUCACUCAAGGGUGUGAAAAAUAUUUUAUGAACCUGUUGUCUGGUUUUGAGACACAAUUAUCUUUUUACGAUUGCGCAAUGAAGUAAGUGAUUUGGAUGAUACAGAGUAGUCCAAGUUUUCCAUGAUGUUUUUUCUUACUUAGAAUUUUGUAUGACCGAUUCUGAAUUAAAAUAGUUUUUAUUCCUGUCUACAUGUAACCACUCGCACGUUGUACCAACCGUGUUUUAUCUUUUCAGCCCCAAAAGUUGAAAGUUACUUAAGAGAUACCCACAGAAAUAAAAUCCAAAGAAAGCUUUCCUGAAUGUUCGUUGCUGCAUUGCUGAUUUUUGCGAGCUAUUUAAAGCUAAUGAGAUGAUUAAGUGUAAUGAUACUUGGGUUGAGUUCAGCACAUACAUGUGGGAGCAUUGCUACACCACUGAGAUUCAGUAGCACUGUGUCUUAAACCCUAGAAAACAGAUGUGCAGUUUGAGAAGGUCAGCACUGACUGGGUGAUCAGUUGGUUCCAAUUCUGUCAGAACUCCGUUAAAAACUCAUUUGAAGUUGGGGUUAAAUUCCUUUCACUGUGCAAACUGUACUUUGUAAAAAUCCUUGGAAGUGAGAUGGGAGCAGCAUGUUUGGGCCACGAUGAGUUUUCUUUAGAACGCCUCAUGAUCCUCCAGUUUGAAUGGGAGCAAUGACCUCAAAAAAAAAUUAGAACAUUGUGGACUAUUUUAAAAAGCAGUUUCAAAGAGAAAAAUGAGAACUAUUAUAUCAGGAAAUUCUUCCUUGAAUUUCAUAAGUAAAACUAAUUUUAUAUUUACUUAAGGUUUAUUUUUCUUCUUUUUCUUUUUGGUCCAGAGGCUUUUAUUCUGUAGUACCAGACUAAAAAGCUUCUUCUGAUUAUAUUACUUGAAUGUCUAUGAUAUACUUGGUGUUCUAGAGAACACGGGAGGAGACUACCAAGAUUUUUUUUUUCUGGCAGCUAAACCAUCACUCUGCUUGCUAAAAGCAACUAGGCAGUUAAAGUUAGGCAUCACAUCUUGCUUUCUCCCCUUCUCAGUUAAUGUUUGGAGUCCAUACAGAUCUAGCUAGAAUUUCUAAGAAGACAAUUAAAAUGUAUGGCAUGCCACAGCCCAUCAGCAUGUCCUGCAGACUGUACCUACAGUGACACACUCUGCUCCCUCUAAAAAUGGCGCUGCCAGGGGCCAAGGUCAUUCCAAAGUGUGAGAAGACAAGUGGUUUGGCUGCUAUUGCUUUUAGAACAAGAUCAGUAAGGUAUGAUGUCCUUAUCCAACUGCCACUACCAAGUUUCCUGAUAAGGUCUGAUGUGUGAGGUACAUAAACCUGUCUCACUAUAUUAAUGUGGUCUGCGUGGCAAAGGUUAGAUGGAUGCAAAAUUCUGCCGAAAUGUGCUUUGUAAUCUAUGAGAUAAUGAGAAAGAAAACGGAGGUGUGAAGUGAGGUCCCAUAGAAACUUGUUGCUGUUCUUGUCUGGGUCGAAGCAACUGUAUGUCGGAGGUGUGGAGAGGUUAAGAGGGGUCACAUUCUCAAACACUGUCAUUCAUAAAAAAGCAAGUCUGUGGUUUCUGUUCUUUGAAUCUGUUCCCAUGGCUGCCUGACCUUAUCUGUUGGUGCCAUUUCUGCUUACUAGAGAGCAGGGGAUGCUUUUCCUCUCUGGGGCAUGUACUCCAUCUCCUUGAUUCCUUUUUUUAGCUGCUUUAAUGAAACAAAGACUUGAAACAACUCAAAUUUUUGAGGAAUACUUUCUAAUAAGUGCUUGUUGGGAUGAUCAAAAAAGUGUUGAGACAAAGUUAAGUCCAUGACAGUUUGUGUGUGUGAACUGUAAGGAAGGUUCCACAAAGAUUCUUUAGAUAAUGAUUUCAGUCCUCAGUACUUUAUCAUACUCUGGAAAACAUCCCAGAGAGUCUUUGGAAUUGUCACAUUCUAAUGUUGUUUAUCUACUUAGUUUGCAUUUCUUGACAUUUCAUUUUUUUUUUAAUAAAUAUACUUGUAAUCACAAUUUUUUCCUUAAUUAAUGAAUCCUACAGUUUAUUUGUAAGAUCCAUUCAUAGCUCCAUUUUUGUAAUUAUUUUGAAUACUUAUAGAAUGUUCUUUGUUGGCACUAAAGAUGUAUGCCAUAAACUUGUGAAAAGAUUUUGGAGAACUUAAUCUUCUGCCAGCAUCACAUACCUAAUGAGAUAAAUCACCUUGCUAUAUAUUUGUUGUAUGUAAUUAUUCUUAAGUCUUCUCGUAUUUUAGGAAUGACUUGGCCUAGCCCCCAGCAACAACCUCUAUGCAUUUUUGUAGCCGGUUCAACAUAUCCAAUCCUCUGUUGAUUUCAUUUUCCUUAGCUCUUUGGCUCAUCUGUUUGUUUCUGCUUUUACUUUUUGCUAUAAUUCAUCGUAGAUUCAUGCCGCAAGAUGCAAGUAGACCUCACAGGGAAAAGGGGCUUACAAAUGUAAAUUCCAUUUCCUUUGGUUACUGCCUUUAAAUAACCAAGUACAGAAUAUAUCCCAGAAAAGAAAGAAGAGGGGAGAGAGAGAGAUUCUUACCUGGAGAGAAGACUGGAAGACAAUCUUUUCUCUAGGUAAUUAAAUGCAGACAGCAGUCUGGUCUCUCUCUCUUCCACAUCUGCUCGAUAUUAUUCCUUUAACUUUUUUUUUUCUUUUAGAUUAGAUCAUGGUAUUAACUCAUUUUACCUGAUCCACAGAAACAUCUUUUUGAAAGCCACCUUCUUGACGACAGCCAAACGACGGUCCUCUAGAUCUUUGCAAAAAUGGAUUGGCUCAUCUUCCCUGUUUGAUGAACAAUAGCCAUUUCAAACAUUCCACGUAAUCUUCUGACCUUUUACUAAUGUUUAGGAUAAUCUUAGGAUAAUCUUUACCAAAAAUCACCAUACUUUUUUUCCACAGUUAGUAACGGUGCUUGUUUUGUUGUAAGUACUCAAAAUGUAAAUCAUAAAACAUAUUUAUUUGAAAAA
Messenger RNA from Phascolarctos cinereus (koala), 4681 nucleotides. It is a transcript of the gene CWC27, whose product is annotated as CWC27 spliceosome associated cyclophilin. The record is from RefSeq and is a predicted model, not a curated record. Gene Ontology annotation, cellular component: catalytic step 2 spliceosome. Lineage: Eukaryota; Metazoa; Chordata; Mammalia; Diprotodontia; Phascolarctidae. Gene Ontology annotation, biological process: protein peptidyl-prolyl isomerization; protein folding. Gene Ontology annotation, molecular function: peptidyl-prolyl cis-trans isomerase activity.